Molecule: messenger RNA, 1599 nt
Organism: Diutina rugosa
Lineage: Eukaryota; Fungi; Ascomycota; Pichiomycetes; Serinales; Debaryomycetaceae
Gene: PEA2
Product: Pea2p
Exons: 1
Coding region: 1-1599 (532 amino acids)
Source: RefSeq, a predicted model, not a curated record
AUGAUUGAUCCCGAAGUGCUUGCCCGCUCCCUGCCGUUUCUGCUCAGCAACCACGAUUCCAACUUCAGCUACAGCCUCGACAACACCACCCCUGAUCUCGUCAAACUCCAGCUCCAAGAACAGUACCGUUCGAAGCUUCAAGAACUCAAGCAGUUUGACCACAAUGACCUUCACUUGUUGAACACCCAGUUUGUUGACCUGCUGUUCAAUAACUACUUGCAAUCCCAACUUGAUCUGGGGGAUGUGUCCUUGAGAGUGCCUUCACUCACCCUGCUGUCUCUGGAAGACGACGAAAACUUUGAUUUAGAGGAGUUCGUGGACAGAACGCUGAGCAAGCCUAAUUAUAUGAACUUGAAAGUGUUGAUUGAAAACUCCAUAUUUGAUACUUCGAAAAUUACUAAGGAUGCCAUCUUGUCGUUAGCUGCUCUUCGCCAGUUGAAAAAUCAUCUUCAAGAGAAACGCGAGAUGCAACUGUAUCUUCUCAAUAAGAUGACGGUGCUGCAUCAGUUCAUUGCGACCAUUGUUGACCAAGAACUCGAUGACCCUCAAUUACUUUUGCGUAUCCUAAAGCUGUACCUGGAACUUCAAAACCAACUUCGUGAAGCCACUCGUGAAGUUGAGUUGGCUCAACAGAAGCUUAAUAACCAUAACUUGGCGUGUUUAGUUCUCGGCUACGUCGAAGAUGUUCGACUCAGCUCCGGGGCUUCCCAAGCAAAAGAUGAAUUUCUUCAUCGCAGUCAGCUGGUUCCCAGCCGUAAUCACCCCGAGUCACGGACGGUAAUCCUGCAACUGUUUGACUCGUUGUUCUCCCAUAUUGUCCACGUUGCGGCUCAGCGUAAUGUAUCUUUGCCAUCGCCUCCCUCACCGGUUGCUGAGUCUCUUGAGCUGAAGGUCAAAUGGACACAGGAAUGUAUCGACGCCAUUUUGGCAACUGACUCAAACACCAACUCCAACACUAAUACAACUCGUGAGAUUGCCACCGCUUCUCCUCAAAAGCAAAUGUCCACCAAGUCCGUUGAAGAACUCAACACUGCUCUUAAUGACUUGCGCUUCUCCCACCAAUACUUGCUCAAAAAAUACGAACUCUCUCAAGACUCCACCAAAAAGCUUGUCCAGGACUACCGCCGCAAGAUCGCCUUUUUGGAGGCUGAACUUGCAUCGAGUCAAGAUGUGGCUGACAUCUCUUACCAUGAUAACUUCGAUAGUAUCGAACAGAAAGAGAAGGAAAUUUCUCGCUUGAGCAAGGAAAUUAAUAUGAUGAAGAUUGAUCGUGUCGGGUUGUCCUCCCUCUCAUUGAAUCUGCCGAGCGGAUUACAAACUCUGCCAUUCCUGAGCACUGCUAAUAUUGCCAUAUCACCUGUUCGGGCUCAGACUCUGCCAGACACGACUGAAGAAGAUCAAGACGAACACAGCUCAUUUGUUCUGGGUAUACUGGUGGCGCCUCGAGUCCAAGGUUCUACCAGUACCGGAAUUUUGAGAAAGGAGUUCAAGAAGAUCGUCACUGAUAUUCAAGAGCAAUAUGAGGUCAAAUUGGGAGAGGAAAGAAUCCGCAGACGCAAACUUCAAGAAGAGCUCGAGAAAUUGCGCAAGCAAGGUUAG